AUGACGACGUCGGUGCAAUGGCGCGACGCCGUGUCGGGAUCCACCGCGGGGAUGGUGUCCGUCCUAGCCCUGCAUCCCCUCGACGUAAUCAAAACAAGGCUCCAGGUCCAAGAUCACAUCGACAGGCGGCAGGCGACGUACAGGGGAACCAUCCACGCGUUCAGGACGGUCCUCGCGCGGGAGGGCGUCCGCGGACUCUACGCGGGUCUGUCCCCGGCGCUCAUCGGCUCGACCGUCUCGUGGGGCAUUUACUUUCAAGUUUACGACAACGCCAAGCGACGGUACCGCCGAUCCCUCGCGAUUGAAACGACGUCGCUUCCGUCGCACCUGCACCUGGCGAGCGCGGCGGAGGCUGGCGCGGUGGUGAGCCUCAUCACUAACCCAAUCUGGGUCGUGAAGACGCGGCUCGCGCUGCAGCACGGGGGCGGCGGCGGGGGCGCCAAAAUUUCAUCCAACGUUUCAUCAAACGCGCCGUACGCGGGUUUCUUCGACGCGAUGGGCCGCAUAGCCCGCACCGAGGGCGUCGCGGGGCUGUACAAGGGGUUCGCGCCGUCGUUGUUCCUGGUGUCGCACGGCGCGAUUCAGUUCACCGCGUACGAGCGGCUGAAAAGAGCCGCGGCGGACGCGAGGCGGGGCGGCGUCAACGGCGUCGGCUCCCGUAGUUUUGGCGACGCGGAGCCCACCGCGUUCGAAUGCGCGUGGCUCGGGGUGGCGUCGAAGCUGAUCGCGUCCGCGGCGACGUACCCGUCGCAGGUGGUGAGGUCGCGGAUGCAGCAGCGGGGGAACGCCGACGUGGGCGUCGGGGGAAGCGAGGAGGUCCGGCGGAGGUACCUCGGAUUCUUCUCCUCUCUUCGGUGCGUGGUGCGGCGAGAAGGUUUCGGAGGGCUCUACAAGGGCAUGGUGCCGAACGUGCUCAGGACGCUGCCGUCCAGCGGGGUGACGUUCAUGGUGUACGAGAGCACGCGCUCGUUCUUGUCCCGCGGGCGCGAGGAUGAGUAG
Micromonas commoda is the source of this 999-nucleotide messenger RNA. Its product is annotated as mitochondrial carrier family. The transcript has 3 exons. NCBI's taxonomy places the organism in Eukaryota, Viridiplantae, Chlorophyta, Mamiellophyceae, Mamiellales, Mamiellaceae. The coding region runs from base 1 to 999 and encodes 332 amino acids. Gene Ontology annotation, biological process: folate import into mitochondrion; nucleotide transport. Gene Ontology annotation, molecular function: FAD transmembrane transporter activity; folic acid transmembrane transporter activity. The record is from RefSeq and is a predicted model, not a curated record.